Messenger RNA from Ilex paraguariensis (yerba mate), 813 nucleotides. NCBI's taxonomy places the organism in Eukaryota, Viridiplantae, Streptophyta, Magnoliopsida, Aquifoliales, Aquifoliaceae. The record is from the annotation of a GenBank genome assembly.
CAACUCUCUCCCCUUCUACAUAUACACCACCGGGAAAUCCUCCCUCCACCACGCUCUCUCGCUCUCUCUCUAUCUCUAUCUCUACAUUCUCACACCCAGAGAGAGCACGCCUCCUUCCCUCUCUCUCUCUGACCUGAGUUGGUUCAUCAUUUUUCUGAGUGAACCCGUCGAAGAUCAAACUGCAUCAACAAUGGGUCUUUGCAGUUCAUGCGAGUCGACAUCUGUGGCAACGGCGAAGCUGAUAUUACAAGAUGGGAGAUUACAAGAAUUUUCGUACCCAGUUAAAGUCUGGUACGUGUUGCAAAAGAACCCAUCUUGUUUCAUUUGUAACUCGGACGAAAUGGACUUUGACGACGUUGUUUCGGCGAUUGGUGACGAAGAGGAGCUUCAACUGGGUCAAUUGUAUUUUGCUCUGCCGUUGAGUCGGUUGAAUUACCCACUUCAGGCGGAGGAAAUGGCGGCAUUGGCGGUGAAAGCGAGCUCUGCAUUGACGAAAAGUGGUGGUGAGAAAUGUGGGUGUCGUCGGCAUAGUUUUUCUCCGGUGUUGUUAACCGGAGAGAAGGGUGGUAGGUCAUCGAGAAGAGUGGCUGAUGUCUGUGGUACUGGGUUGAGAUCAAGAGGGAGGAGUAGUGCUGCUGGUGGCGGCGGUGGAAUAAGACGGAAUUUUGAAGAUAGGUUGAACGCAAUACCAGAGUAGGGGUAAUUUGGGAAUAAAAAAGUCGUUAAAGGUGUAAAUAAUGAAAUGAAUCGACAUUUAUUAAAGAGAGCUACUUCCACGUUCGGCAUUUUUACGUUUCUUGUUGACCAUUUGGG